UGUCAGAUGCGAUUUUCACAAGAUGACGAUGGGUUUUUGUGUUGUCUACUGGUAUCUGGAACGCUUUUCCUGGUGGCUUUUGCCUAUUUUUCGACGAUUUUUGUGGUGAACUGGGCGAGAAGGAGGUAUAUCAAGUACAUCAAUGAGCAGAGGAAGCUCAAUGAGCAUUUGUUGCAGUUGAAAGACGAAUAAAAUUUGAAAAACUGUAAAUUCUAAUAAAUUAUUUAUUCAA
Molecule: messenger RNA, 232 nt
Organism: Caenorhabditis elegans
Lineage: Eukaryota; Metazoa; Nematoda; Chromadorea; Rhabditida; Rhabditidae
Gene: K10G6.9
Exons: 2
Coding region: 7-192 (61 amino acids)
Source: RefSeq, marked reviewed